AAACAUGACGUCAUGAUACUUUGCAGCAAGUCAUGUUUCAGUAUGCAAGCAACAAGCCAGGAUUAAACGGUAGCCGCACGAGUGCGCCGUCUAACGGUAGACAAAAGACGCCAAAGAUCGGCAGCAAGCUGAAACCAGCAAAGAGCGAGAUGGACGCAAGUCUGAAUUCAAAAAUGAGAACAAACACAAGAGCAAAGUCAGCAGGGCCUAUCAAACACAAAGAGCCAACGAAGCAGGCCUGGACGGAAAAUAGUACCGACAAAUGCAUGUGUGACUUCGCCACUAGUGGUAUGCCGCCUGCCAUGACAACUGAGUGUCAUCGUGCCAUGACAUCUGUUAACGAGGUCCGAAAAACCUCGCGGGCGCUUCGAAGACGUAUCCUGCAGGUGGUAGAAGAGAGCUUUUUGGUUGAGCCGAUGGCGGCGCCACCGAGUGAGCCACAUCACCAUGGUCGAUAUUACGGGGUGGCGUGUGGGGGAAGGUCUCCCCACAAGAGGGCAAUGUUUAUACACUGAGUCGUGACAUAGAGAUCAUAUUUUUUUGGUUAAAAUUAAAAAGGGAUUAUGAUAUCUCUACAAUG
Molecule: messenger RNA, 580 nt
Organism: Ciona intestinalis (vase tunicate)
Lineage: Eukaryota; Metazoa; Chordata; Ascidiacea; Phlebobranchia; Cionidae
Source: RefSeq, a predicted model, not a curated record